This is a messenger RNA of Epinephelus lanceolatus (giant grouper), 2498 nucleotides long. The record is from RefSeq and is a predicted model, not a curated record. NCBI's taxonomy places the organism in Eukaryota, Metazoa, Chordata, Actinopteri, Perciformes, Serranidae.
UUCUAGUGUAGCGUUAGCAUAGCUGCAAAGUUCUGUAAAACUUUCCCAGGUAGAAAAGACGAACGUUACAGACACAAUUUAAAGACUUAACGCAACUUGGUUGUCUCUGUUGCUGCUACACGUGAUAUGAAGAUGGAUACAACUGACGGAAAUACUUCGUACAAAGUGAAAUAUGCAGAUACAUGUCCAAACAUACCGAUGGCCGGUAAACGCAUACCCGUGGGAGACAGGGCUAAAUCCUGCCUACAAGAAGCUGCAAGGCCCCUGACCCCACCUGUGGUAAGGAAAUUCCGCAACAGCAUCCAGCCAGAACCGGGAUCUAUCAGAGUUCACCAAGGGAAGGCAAAUGAUCCAGAUGUUGCAAGCACCCUUGUUCAUGGCAUCAGCACCAAAUCUUCCCUCAGUGGCAGAAGCUUGCUAAAUCCUCCACAAAAGACCUUGUUCCAGCACAAGUUACAGGAGCUCAGUGAAGCAGUGUAUGCCUCCAGUAAAAAGGCACCAGUGGGCAGGUCACACGAUCAGCGUGUUGGACUUCCCAUCAGCACUAACGACAAAACUACGUAUGGUGUGAAAACAGUUAGAGGGCUGGAUGUGCGUGAGAUUAUUAACCCCUCAAAAACAGCAGAGGAGAUGGAGAAGGAAGCUCAGGAGGGACACGAGGCUUACAUUCGUAGCCACAACGCCUAUUUUGUUGGUGAGCGGAUUGACAGAAAGUACGACUGGAGUCACUACAGUAAAGACAGCAGGUUUGGGAUCCUCACACCUCAUUUCAAUGACGGCCGUAAUCUCAGCAAAUCUCUCCACUGGCUGGGAGAGACACAGAAGUUUUACAAUCCAAAGGCUGUUUGGAAGAGAUCUGGGAACAGGGAAAAGCUGGCGCAACAAUUUGGCGUAAUGAACAAUGUGAGGAAAAAUACCUUGAAUGUUCCACCAGAUCACACCUUUGGAGUUGCCUUGCCACUGGAUGAAUUUGGUGUUGGUGAUAUAAUCCACUCCACUAAGCCAGGCCAGUACGUGAGAGGCCGAGACCAGCAGCGCAGCCUGGUCAAUGCAGUGAGACACCAUCUCAAGAAGAUCAAUUUCCACAACUUCCCCUCUCUGCUGCAGGCGUUCAAACAUUAUGACAAGGCAGGCAAGGGAAUGAUUGACAAAGAGGACCUGCAGGCGGUGUGCCAUCAGUUCCAACUGGACGUGAGCAGGCCAGUUCUGGAUGACCUGAUGGACUACUGUGACACAGACAAGGACGGACUGAUCGACUUCCUGGAAUUUGCAAACUUCCUCAACUGGAAGGACAAGAUGCCAGUCAGCAGUCGAGAGCAAGGCAUUUUGACAAAUGAGCGUCACACCAGCUCUGCUCCAGCCAACAUCGGGCAGAAGCCUCCCUCAGAAUCAGAGCAGCUUCCUGCCUCUCAGGCCUUAAUAAAGCCUGAGGACUUGGAGCCCAUUAAGCCAGGCAGCUCACUGAAGACCCUCAGGACCCUGAGGCGACCGAGGGCAGCCCCAGACCACUUCAUGACCUCCUCCACCCUCAUCGGAUCUGUCAGUGAUUCGUCCACGUUGAACAGCCGCACCUAUGGGAUCCCAACUGUGCGCUCCGACCUUCCAGCUCCACGCUUAAAGAGAGUCAGUGAUACUAACAACUAUGGUGAUACGUCCACGGCUGCAGAUCUUCUGCAUCCAUCAGUUCAUGCCCUCCGGGGGGUUCAUGAGGAACACUUCUUUUGUCCUCGCGCCAAGAAGGAGAUUGCAGAGAUCUUUAGGAAUGUGGGUGUGAAUAUUUCUGAGGAGACGUUCGAGGAGGCCUGGAAGCUGGCGUCCAUGAAGCAUCCAGCCGGGGAGCUUCCUCUUGGAUGUGUGCAGCUUAUGAUGCCGCAACUGGUCGCUAUUGUUUUUUGAAGUCCUGACCUCACCAGCACGCUGUGCCCAGGAACAUCUUGAACAUAGAAAAAAAAGAAAACCCAGGCAAAGGCAGAUACUCUGCAGAUAACUAAUAAAUACACCACCACACACUUCUAGUGGGUGAUAAGUGAUGAUUGAGAGGCAUUACUUCUUCAUUACUUCGUCUUUAACCACUUGGAAAAUGCGCGGUUGCCAAGCAACCAUAACCAGCACUGUGUCAUAGCCUACUUACAAGAAAUGCUGAUUGCGGAGCUGAUUUUAUUCCAGAUGUUGUUUUCUAAGUGUGUAUUUGGCCAAAAAUAUUCUCUGUGGGACGGAUGUAAAACUUUGGCAACUUCUUCUUCGUCUUUAUCACAAACUGAUAUUUACGAAGAAGGGACAGAUAUCUGCUGGCUGUGAUUGGUUGCUCCUCGUCAUUUGACAUGCUGUCCGCGCUUCUGCAUUCCAAAAGUUAAACUUUGUUUAUCUUCAGGUGCAGCUGUUGCACCCUGAAAAACAGGUUCUCCGGAAAGCGUGUGCCCUGACGGCGUCGCUCUGCCUUUUGAGUGCACCUGCUGCACAUCUACAUUGAAAACAGUGAAUCUGAGGGUGCAAAAAAA